AUGAAACCUCAAAAAAGUAUUAUAAAAGAACUCAAAACUUAUGAACACAAUCUCUUUAAAUAAAAUAAAGAACAUAAAAAAAUUAACAUUAAUGACUUUCCUAAUCUUUCUAGGAAACCUAUUGAAUGGACAGAUUGUGAUCAAUUUAUAAAGCUCAGAUUAUUUAAAUGUGAUAAAAGAUUAGCAAUUAAAUUAUGUUAACAAUACAAAAUUCAUAGAUCAGAUCAACAAUUUUUUGAUACAAUAUAAAAUGUAAAUAUUGAAAAUGAAGAAUAUAAGAAAAUUUAAAAUGUUACUACUUUAUGUUUAUUAAUUAGAGUACAUCAUUUUUAUUGAGGCAAAUAAGAUAAAAUCAAUUAAACAAAUAAAAACAUAGACUAGAUUUCUAAGAAUCAUAAUUUGACAGUAGGAUGUCAUCAAUUCUUGACCAUUCUUUUUCAAAGUUCUAAAAAUCUCUUGAUAAACAUAAUGAAAUAGAUGAUAAUUUUUAGCAUACAUUUAAUUUAAAACAAUUAACUAAAGACUAAUUGUUGAAAAAAUUAUAAUUAUUGUAACAUUUUUUAAUUUAUAUUAGAAACAAAGGACUAAAAAGAAAUUAAUUGACUGAUAAUAUAUAAUCAAAUGAAUCUAUUCCAUAAGUCAGCUUUCCUAUUACCUUUACAUCUGUAAAUAUAUGAUAUUUAUCAGCAAGAUGCAUAGAUCAUAAACUGAAAGAAAGUAUUCUAAAGGAUAUACUCCAUCAUCAGGUUUAUAAACUUAAAGGGAGACAAAAGCAAAUUUUACAAAGACAUUUGUAAAAUGGUAAUCAAAUUCAAGAAGCAAUAGAUCACUUUAACAAAGUAAUAAAAUAAGAGAAGAUUAAAUAAAAUUAAAGCCUUCUUUCUCAAAAGAUUUAAAUAGUAUAAAAAAUAUAGGAUCAGAUAUUGGAUUGGUUAAAAAUAAAAGCAAAAGACAUAUGACAAAUUAUAGUAUAAUUAAAUAUAUUGGUGGUUUUGGGUGA
Paramecium primaurelia is the source of this 1000-nucleotide messenger RNA. The record is from the annotation of a GenBank genome assembly. Lineage: Eukaryota; Ciliophora; Oligohymenophorea; Peniculida; Parameciidae.